Molecule: messenger RNA, 1555 nt
Organism: Panicum virgatum (switchgrass)
Lineage: Eukaryota; Viridiplantae; Streptophyta; Magnoliopsida; Poales; Poaceae
Product: alpha-galactosidase-like
Exons: 15
Coding region: 222-1283 (353 amino acids)
Biological process (GO): carbohydrate metabolic process
Molecular function (GO): hydrolase activity, hydrolyzing O-glycosyl compounds
Source: RefSeq, a predicted model, not a curated record
GGAAACUAGCUAGGAGACAUUAAAGACUUCAGCACUCUCUUGCAGCAGAGGAACCUAGCUACCUGCCCACCUCUUUGUCAUGGAAGAGAAGGCCCCCUUCCGAGCUCUUCUCUUCCUCUUGCUCUCGACGUGGGUGGUAGCGAUCCGGCCGGGAGAGGUCGGCGGUGACGACGGUGGUGAGGAGAACCGCUCUGGAGAAUGGCCUUGGUCGAGCUCCACAGAUGGGGUGGAAUAGUUGGAAUCAUUUCGCCUGCAAUAUAAACGAAGACAUAAUUCGACAAAUCGCUGAUGCGAUGGUGGAUAGUGGCCUUGCAAAGCUUGGUUAUGACUAUAUCAACAUAGAUGAUUGUUGGGCAGCCUAUGAUAGAGACUCCCAGGGUAAUCUUGUUGCAAAUCCAUCAACAUUCCCAUCAGGAAUAAAGGUCCUAGCAGACUAUGUGCACGGGAAAGGGCUCAAGCUCGGAGUUUAUGGUGACGCAGGGUCGCGAACUUGCAGCAAUAAGAUGCCUGGUUCGCUUGGAUAUGAAGAGGAAGACGCUAAAACCUUCGCAUCAUGGGGAGUUGACUACUUGAAGUAUGACAACUGCAAUGACCAGGGACUGAGUCCACAACCAAGAUAUAUCAACAUGAGCAAAGCGCUUCUGAAUUCUGGGAGGGACAUUUUCUUCUCCCUUUGUGAAUGGGGCGUGGAUGACCCAGCAACAUGGGCAAGUGGUGUAGGAAACAGUUGGAGAACAACUGGUGACAUCCAGGACAACUGGGCAAGCAUGACGGCCAUCGCUGACACCAACGACAAGUGGGCAUCAUAUGCAGGACCUGGUGGAUGGAAUGAUCCAGACAUGCUGGAAGUCGGAAACGGAGGAAUGACAACAGAAGAGUACCGCUCCCAUUUCAGCAUUUGGGCUCUGACGAAGGCACCUCUUCUGAUUGGCUGCGACAUCCGCUCUAUGAGCAAUAAUACCAAAGAAAUCCUCAGCAAUCAGAAUGUCAUCGCAGUUAACCAAGAUGAGCUUGGGGUGCAAGGGCACAAAGUGCAGCAGGAUGGAGACCAAGAGGUCUGGGCUGGGCCAUUGAGUGGAGGGAGGGUUGCAGUUGUUCUAUGGAACAGAGGGUCUGCUGAAGCAUCCAUUACUGCAAACUGGAGCAGCAUUGGUCUCAAUGCAUCGACCGUCGUUGAUGCUCAUAAUCUGUGGACAAAUGAGGUUACAUCAUCCGUGCAAGGAGAACUGAAGGAGACUGUGGAUACUCAUGCUUGCAAGAUGUAUGUGUUGACCCCAAAGUAGCUGUGCUGGAUUCUCACCUUUGCAUGUACCUGUAAGAAUCAACAGAUUCAAAGUUUCAAACGUCCCAAAGAAUUACGGGAAAUAGAUAAAAGACUAUUACUUGUAUGCAUGGCUUCAUGUGAACACCUAGGAUCAAACAAAGUGAGAAUUUGAUCUGUCCUCCUCCUUAGGGUACCUGACGCUCUGUUGUCGGGCUGGUCAGUGGUCACCUCCAAACCUCUAUUACCCUGUUCUACGUCCAAACCUAUUACUAUGCAUGCAAACGUUGCCUU